GUCGUCAACAUCAUCAGCCUCACUCGAUAGCCGACCGGUGCGGCCUACAAGCAGAGUCACCUGAAUAUAGCCGUUGGAUCUCAGGCUGCUCAAGAAAGCUACCAAAGGAACACCACGAUCAAGUCCAACCGAGAAACUGGUCCAAGCGCUCAAUCAUCACCAAGCAAACAAACAAACAAACAAACACGAACAGGACAAACCCGUGAUACGGUUCAUCGCUUCAACUUUCAAUUCAACCUCUCUCCUUCUGAUUCAUCACCUCACAUCCAGACAACCCCAAAAUGGCAUCCUCCCAACCCCUACAUGGAACCGCCUCCCCAUCCCUAGUCCACGACGACAACAACCCAAACUCAUCCACAGCCUCCCCUGUCCUCGAAGGCCGCGACUCGCCCAACCUGCCGCUGACCAUGACCGCCUCCACGGUUUUGAUGACGCUCCCGCGGGACGCCACCGCCGCCCUCGCCGAAGCCGGGACCUUUGACCAAGAGAAGGUGGUGAUUCGUUUCAAGCCGGUCGGGUCGGCGCCCGCCCUCCGAAGGGAGCAAGUCAAAGUGCUGAGCACGCACUCGUUCGAGACGGUGGUGGCGUACCUGCGUAAGACGCUGAAGGUGCAGGAGACGGAUAGCGUGUUUCUGUAUGUGAAUAGCGUGUUUGCGCCGGCGUUGGAUGAGGUGGUGGGGAACUUGUGGAGGUGCUUUAAGGAUUCUACGAACCAGCUAAAUGUUUCGUAUUCGAUGACGCCGUCUUUUGGGUGAUCACCUCAAGUCUGAGAGGUGAAUCAAUCCCUGGAGAUUUGCAGGGUCGGAACAUAUCUUAUGGACAGCAUGUUAGACUGUGUCAAGACUGUGACGAGCCGUGUCGAAAAAUCAUCCAACAAAUCUAGGAUUACUAUGGAAACUUCAGCAUCCUUGAGCAACUAUCUGAAGGGUUUUGACACCACGGAACGCCACACCGUCAAGGUCAUCAAUAUCCACGGCAUCUCACAUCAAAUUAAAGGGAUCACGACAGAGGUACAUAUCAAAUUGCUACACUAUCAACGUGAGGCAACGCUCUUAUAUCCAAAAACAGCAACACAUUUUUUUAUCCCAAC
Neurospora crassa OR74A is the source of this 1090-nucleotide messenger RNA. Its product is annotated as autophagy protein Apg12. Gene Ontology annotation, cellular component: phagophore assembly site membrane; Atg12-Atg5-Atg16 complex; cytoplasm. Gene Ontology annotation, biological process: autophagy of mitochondrion; C-terminal protein lipidation; nucleophagy. The record is from RefSeq and is a predicted model, not a curated record. The transcript is spliced from 2 exons. NCBI's taxonomy places the organism in Eukaryota, Fungi, Ascomycota, Sordariomycetes, Sordariales, Sordariaceae. The coding region runs from base 282 to 755 and encodes 157 amino acids.